AUGGCUCCGUCACCGACUACAUUGCGGCCUCAGUCGGUGGUGAUGGACACCCUCGGCUUUGACGUGCUACGCGACGUGGAUCCAGGUGAGGCUGUCUUUUUUGACAGCCGCUCGAACUCCAUGUCCUCGAAGCAGUGCUUCUAUGAUGGCGGAAGCACACCCCAACUGGUGCCCUGCAUUUUCGAGUAUGUCUACUUCGCUCGACCCGACUCUGUCAUGGAUGGGGUGUCCGUGUACGAGUCGAGGGUCCGGAUGGGUCGAAGCCUCGCGCGCCGCGUGCAACAGGUAACGGAUUGGAGGGAGAUCGAUGUGGUUAUUCCCAUCCCGGACACGUCCCGGACCACGGCCAUUGAGACUGCCUACAUUCUGCAGCGACCUUUGCGAGAGGCCUUCCAGAAGAACCGGUACAUUGCCCGGACCUUCAUCAUGCCUGGACAACAGAAGCGAAGGAAGACCAUGCGCCUCAAGCUCAACACCAUCCGCAGUGAGUUCAAGGACACGAAGGUGUUGUUGGUGGAUGACUCCAUCGUCCGUGGCACCACUUGCAAUGAGAUCAUUCAGAUGGCAAGGGAGGCAGGUGCGAGCAAAGUGUUCUUCGCUUCGGCGGCGCCCGCCGUGCGGUUUCCCAACGUUUACGGCAUCGACCUCCCUCGAAAGGAAGAUCUAAUUGCCAAUGGCCGGGACGAGGGGACUGUGGCUAAGCUGAUCGGAGCCGACUGGGUGGUCUACCAAGACCUGAACGAUCUGGUGGAGUGUGUGCGCGGCCUCAAUCCUGAACGACUGCGUUUCGGUUUCGAUGCUUCAGUCUUCGAUGGCAAGUACAUCACAGGAGACAUCGACCACAGGUUCUUCGAGCAGCAGUCCCGGCGCGAAGAGCCGCAGACGCCGAGCCUUUCCGUUCCCAUUGGCGUCUCCCAGUCUGUAUCUGAGCUCGAUGAGCAGGUCUUAGACCACCUCUCGGGUCCCAAGGGGGCUCUGGAGAUGGCGUUCCAAAGCUAG
Molecule: messenger RNA, 999 nt
Organism: Symbiodinium sp. CCMP2592
Lineage: Eukaryota; Dinophyceae; Suessiales; Symbiodiniaceae
Source: the annotation of a GenBank genome assembly